Messenger RNA from Annulohypoxylon truncatum, 3126 nucleotides. RefSeq names its product nitrogen permease regulator of amino acid transport activity 3-domain-containing protein. Gene Ontology annotation, biological process: TORC1 signaling; positive regulation of autophagy; cellular response to amino acid starvation. The coding region runs from base 232 to 2793 and encodes 853 amino acids. Gene Ontology annotation, cellular component: GATOR1 complex. Lineage: Eukaryota; Fungi; Ascomycota; Sordariomycetes; Xylariales; Hypoxylaceae. The transcript has 4 exons. The record is from RefSeq and is a predicted model, not a curated record.
AAGAACAUCACCCUUUGUGUACUUACCAAAUCAUGAAGCAUUUCGUCGACAGCUUGGUGAGAUGAGGUAUUUCCAUCUUACGUCAAAGAGAGAAACCGGCUCAGACUUGCAGUGGUCAAAUGAAACAUGCUCAUCGAAGACUGCAGCGCACACCCUUGGGCUAGGCGACGGGACUAGUGAUUGCAUCUGAGACUUGUGUCGCCAUCCGUGACACCGGAGCUUGGGAUAAACAUGGCCUCUCCGGUGCUGCCAAACACGUCAAACUUCCUGGGGGUGGCCCUGGUGGUUAACCGGCUGCGCGAUGGCCCGUUGUUUGUCUUCCAGUACCCGCCUCGGAUCCUGCAGCCGCGCGCCCCCUCCUCCGGUGACAGUGCUCCCAGGGACGAGCUCGACGACGACGAUGACGAGCUGUUAAAUCAGAUGACCCAUCCCCCUUUCGAAGCUCCUUCAGGCUCGCUCCCCAAAUCCGUUGAUCUGCAGAAUUGGAAUCAUGACGAUCACUUGGAAACAGAUAGCGGUUCUCAGAUUGUGCCGUGGGAGCACGUGGCUGGCUAUCCAACUAAAGACCUCGAGAGCCUCCUUACCCCUAACCGAGCUUUCCAUAAGAAGCUCUUCCAAGUUUCCCUGGAACAGCUCUGCUUCGCGUCGUAUCCUGUCUACGUCCCGGAAAACGGGAUAUGGCGCAAAAAGAAAAAGCAGCCGAAGUAUCAAGCGCCAAAGUCGCCCGAGAACGCAGACUCGGCCAGUAAGUAUGGCGAGUACUCGAACCUCCCGAGCGAUUUAUCGCAAAUCGACACUAAGGACAUGGCCGAGGAUGCCAUUACCGGAAACCCACCAGAUGAGGCUGACGAAAAAAAGAGUGGCAUGACUAUGUUUAACCUCGUCUUCAUUUUGAAUCCAAAGAAGCACGAGGCGAAGGAGUUAUGCGAGAAUCUCUAUCUUCACAUCAUAAAGAAGAUUAACAAGGCAUACAAAUAUAGCCAACAGAAGAGCGAUUUCGUCUGGAAAGAGUCGAAACGAAUAUUGGCUAUGAAGGAUAAGGGUCGAGAAUCAAAAACUAAAAUGAGCACACUAUGGAAGGAGAUCCUAGAUGUCUCUUCCUUAGCAGCAUCCAUGCAGGAUGUCUACGAAGCCGUGUCCCACAACAAGAUCGCGGCCCUGCAACUAGAAACGGCCGAGGGCACAGUAACGCACUCGGUUCAGAUACCCGUGCCGUUCUAUCUCACGGAUCUACCCCCUGACGACGAGAGCGGAUCCAAGGGGUUAUGGAUAACAACCGCCAACUCCUUUGUUGAAGAGGACAGCCUCAACGACCCCGGCUUCCUCGACAAGAAUUUCGCGCUGCUCCUGAUGAGCGACGAAAAGAAGAUCAUCGCAGAACUCCAGGCCGACCCCGACGAGACCACAGCCGCGAUGAUCGAAUUCGUGCGGCUCUCGAAACCAACCAUGUCCUUCUACCAAAUCGGCCAAGGCACCGCCCUCUCGCCGGCGCAGGUCCGGAAGUACGCGCAGCACUUCAUCUUCUGGCGGCGCGCGAUCGCGGUCCCGCCCCUGCACGCGCGUGACGUGUACGUGCUCUCGCCGAACAGCGACAUGUCGCGGCUGCCGCGCGCCUCGCAGGCCUGGGCCCGGAGCUUCCCGCUCGCGCCGCCGCUGCCCGAGUUCCUGGCGAGCCUGUCGGCGGCGCCGCGCUCGUACAAGCUGUUCGCGCCCAGCAAGAACCACCGCCCGACCUACCUGGCCAUGCUCGCCUGGCUCAUGCGCGGCGGCUGGGCCACCCAGCUGUGCACCUUCGCCUACGUCGUCGUCUGGCCCGAGAUCCUGUACGAGGUCGACUACGAGCUCGAGGCCGAGGAGAUCGAGCGCGCGCGGAACGAGGCGAAGGCCGAAGUCGAGGGCACGUCCCCCGAGUCCGAUUCUCACUCCCAAGUAUCCUCGUCGCCGCCGCCGCCGUCCUCCCCGCGCUCCGACGCCCCCGGCUCUCCCGAACCCGGCAACGGCAACAACAGCAACCCCAACGACAGGCCCAGGACGAGCCUCAGCAGCGCGUCGUCCUCGGACGACCACCACCACACGGCACCCCUAUCCCUGACCUCCUCCACGGCGACCCUGCAGCCCCCGCCGCUCGCCUCGUCGUCCUCUUCCUCGCCGCACUCCCAGAACACCAAGACCGCCGGCGAGCAGGCGGCCGAGCAAGCGCGGCUCUCCCGGCUCGCGACGCGCGCGCACCUAGCCGCGGCCUCGAAGGCAGCGGCCCACGCGCGGCGCCCCGCGCCCCAGCGUACGCCGCACCCCUCCGUCAACGACGCGCCGCACCUCGCGCACCUGAGCCCGUACGUCAUCGUCGACGCGGGCCGCGUCGGCGAGCGCGACUCGCGCUACCUCUCCGCCAUCGGCCGCCGCCUGCCCGAGCGCGUCACGCAUACUUCGAGCGGCGCUUUGGCCGUCGCUACGCAUCGGCCUAAUAUGAAUAUGAACAGUGGCGGCGGCGCGCCUAAUACCGGAGAGAGUAACAAUAGCGGAGGAGUAGGAGGAGGGGGGAAGGGCAAGGACGCCGCGGGAGGAGGGGCGGUCGAAGGGAUAAAGAUUGGCCCGGGCAGCAGCGGCGGCAAGCCGGGAAAAGGUGGGGGGCCGCCGCUGAACCCGCGGACCGCGUGGCCCGUUUUCUGGAAGUAUUUUAACGGGCGCAGCGCGCUCGAGCGCGUGGCGCUGCACGAGGAUAUGAAGCGUCGCGACGCGUGGAACUUGCUUAAUUCUAUGAGCGAGUACUUGUUGACUGUGAGGCAUUGGUAGCCUGUAGCUUGUAGGUAGCAACGUUGGAAUUGGAUACAUAGGUAGGCACAAAUACCGGGUACCCAAGUAUGUACUUAUGUACAAGGCAUGUAAUGCAUCAUUGAUGAGUGAGGAAAAUCCGCUUAUACGGAGAUAUAAGGUGGACAGGCGGGAAAGGGUCGGGUUCAUGAUUCCGGGCCCUUCCUUACUCCGCUCGGUACUCGAAGAGACAAGUUCGAACUCUGAACGAUGUUCUAUACGUGUGUCAAGGCGAAUAGCAAGAAAUUCACAUACACAUAUACGAAUAAGGAAGCACAUGUUUAGAUGAAUAAAUAUGAUUAUUAGGAUGAACCC